This is a messenger RNA of Linum tenue, 3826 nucleotides long. The record is from the annotation of a GenBank genome assembly. NCBI's taxonomy places the organism in Eukaryota, Viridiplantae, Streptophyta, Magnoliopsida, Malpighiales, Linaceae.
AUGGCAUUCGCAGUUGCUGAGACAGUCCUCAAGAAGUUGGGUCCCCUAGCUGUUGAACAAGCAGGUCUCCUCUGGGGUCUCAGCAGCGAGGUCUUGAAACUGAAGAGUACGGUUACUUCCAUCCGAGCCGUGCUGUUGGAUGCAGAGGAGCAAUCUGGUCUAAACAAUCAAAUCCAAGUUUGGCUCCAAGAACUCAAACAAGUCCUUUAUGAUGCUGACGACUUGUUGGACGAUUUCAACACUGAGGCGCUGUUGAGGCAGCAGCAUGACAAAGUCGACAUAAACGAGAAGGUAACAUCUCUUCUUAUUUUUGUGUCUGUACACCUCUUCUUCUCCGCUUCCAACCAUUUGCUCAAUGGUCUCUUGAUGGCUCAUCGAAUUAAGGCCAUCAGAAGCAAGCUAGAUGAGAUUGAUGAGAACCGAAAGAAGUUCAACCUUCAAACGCGACUUGAGGAGGAUUCUGCUGCUGCUAUGAGCAAGAAGAGGAGCCAGACAGAUUCCUUCGUCCCUAAUGUAUUUGUUGGGAGAAAAGAAGACAGUGAGAAGAUAAUAAGCUUGUUGUUGUCGACCAACGAUGAGCAGAAAGUUGAAGUGAUACCUAUUCUUGGAAUGGGAGGUCUGGGGAAAACUGCGUUGGCUCAAUAUAUUUACAAUGAUAAGAUCGUGAGCUCUUAUUUUCAACUGACAAGUUGGAUCUGUGUUUCAGACAAUUUUAGUGAAACAGUGCUGGUCAAAAAGAUUCUAGAAUCUUUGUCUGAAGAAAAAGUGGCGGAUCUUCAGUUGCAGAGUUUGAAGAGUAAACUUAAGACAAAAAUGGAGAACAAAAAGUUUUUGGUUGUCUUGGAUGAUGUGUGGGACAAUGGUGAUUACAUGACCAAUUGGGAGAGGUUGAUGAGUUUUUUCUGCAAUGUUGGGGCAGUAGGAAGUAAAAUUAUGGUAACUACUCGAAUUGGAAGCGUUGCGAAUUUCAUGGCGACGAAAGGGAUCGAAAGACACGAGAUAAAAGGUUUAUCCAAGCAAGAGUCAUGGUCUUUGUUUGAACGAAUAGCAUUUAAGGGGAAAGCAGUUGAAGGAGAUGAAAGGUUUGAGCGAGCAGGAAAAGAGAUCGUUGGAAGAUGUGUGGGAGUUCCUUUGGCUAUAAGGGCGAUGGCCGGUGUCUUGUCGUCCAAGAGAAAUGUGGUUGAUUGGGAGGCUUUAAAAGACAAGCAAGCACGACUGGAUUCGAUGGACAGUGAUAAAAGGAUUUUGGCAACUCUUAGGCUGAGUUACGACCAUCUUCCUUCCUAUUUGAAACCCUGUUUUGCUUACUGCAGCUUGUUUCCAAAAGAUUACGAGAUUGAGGUGAAAACGCUGGUACAACUGUGGAUGAGCCAAGGCUAUAUUAAUUGUGUUCAAUCAUCAUCAUCAUCAUCAUCAUCAUCAUCAUCAGAUCUAUUUGAAGUUGGAGUCGGAUAUUUUAAGAGCAUGCUGUCAAGGUCCUUUUUUCAAGAGCCGCAUGAAGAUCAUUCCGGGAAUGUGAGGUGGUGUAAAGUCCAUGAUUUGAUGCACGAUCUAGCUUUGGAAGUUGCAGGGAAGGAGAGUGUCACUUUAAGGGCCUCAAACCCAGUGGUUGACGAUGGCAUCAACUUUGAUGGGCUUCGACACAUAUCAUUCGAUUUUGAGGGAAGAAGAUCCAGAAAGCCAUGGCAAGUUCCACAUCUGUUGCCUAGAGCAACAAAACUGCGAACGCUCCUUCCUGCAAAUAUGAAUUCGUGGGGUAUGAAUGCCAACGGAGGAGAGGAGUACGAGACAAUCUUCUCCAAUAUGCCCAGCUUAAGAGCUUUAAGCCUUCGCGGUGCUCUAAUGAAGAGCGUCCCACCCUCCAUUCAUAAGCUGAAACGUCUCAGGUAUCUUAAUCUUUCUCGUAACGCAAUGCAGAUGCUACCCGAAGGGAUCACAAAACUGGUGAACCUGCAAGUGCUCGUAUUAGAUUUCUGUGAAGAGCUUCGGCAACUACCAAGAGACAUUGUGAACUUAUCCAAUCUCGAGUUUCUUAGCCUUAUCGAGUGUGUCAGGUUGACAGGCUUACCACCUGGGAUUGGGCAACUCACUCUACUGAAAGAACUGUCCAGUUUUGAAGUUACAAAUGCAUUCCACUCUUCCGGAGCAGCCACUUCCAGAGUCAGCGAGUUGAAGCAUCUCAACGGCCUGGGCGGGAAGUUGAAAAUUUCAAAUCUUGAACUGGUGAAAGAUGAAGCUGAAGCGCAAGCAGCGAGUUUGAACACGAAGCAACAUCUGCGAACCUUGGAAUUGUGCUGGAACAUAAUUCGACCGGCGGAUGAUGCUGCUGAGGACGGGAGGACAUUGGAGGCGUUGGAGCCGAAUGAGAAUUUGAAGGAGCUGAAGUUGUGGGGUUAUGCCGGGAGUAGUCUAUCCACCUGGUUUUUCAAUUCUCUCAAGAAUGUGGUGAUUAUCAGUCUGACUUAUUGUGAUGAACUUCGGUAUCUUCCGUCCCUGGAUCCACUGGUUUCUCUUGAAGAAUUGACGUUGUAUAAACUGUACAGCUUGGAGUACAUACAGAUUGAGGAGCCGACGCCACCGUCGGCAUCAGCACCAGCACCAUCUUCUUCUAAGAAUGGUGUGCAACUUCUCCCCAGCCUCAAGUCUCUCACCAUUUGGGAAUGCGCCAACCUAAUCAGCUGGGCGUCGUCCUCAAAGAUAGAGAUGCCGCUGUUCCCUCGUCUCUCUGUUCUAGACAUCAGCAAGUGCCCAAAACUGGAAUCGGUUCCUCGGUUCUCAGUGCACGUGGAAAAAGUUAGGCUAAACGGCAUGGAGAGUGAACUGUUGGGUGAGUUUGCUGCCUCCUCCAUUCCUCCACCCCAUUCCCCAACACACUCCCGAUUUAGAGAACUAACAAUUCAUCGCAUCUAUGGUCUACGAGUUCUGCCACAAGAGCUACUGCCACAGCUUGUUUCGCUUGAAUCCCUGGACAUAGAGAGUUGCCCGAACCUGUCGACUCUAUCUUCACCAGCAGCUACGCCGCUACAGUUUGCCCUUCCGGUCCUCCGUCGCUUCAAUAUCUCCAAGCUUUCGGGCUUGGACUGUCUACCGGAGUGGCUUCAGCAUUCCUCUAAGUUGCAGGAGCUGGUGAUAUGGUCCUGUGGCGGUCUCAAGAGUUUACCUGAGUGGUUCCCGAAGCUCGCCGCGUUAGAGACUUUGAUAGUAAACGACUCCGAGCUUCUAUCACCGAGGCUGGAAAGCAGCACGGCCGAGGACUGGCACAAAGUCGCUCACGUUUCGAAAAUUGUUGUCAGUUACAAAAUGGUUCAACGAAAUGGCAAGUACUUGGUAGCAGAAGCAGGGGACCAACACCAAGAACUAGAAGCAGAGGCAGAAGAUGAUGAACAACUACUCACAUCCACCCAGUCCUCAAGGAUGUUGUCAAAUUCCAUAAUAGCAAGGCUGACUUGCAACCUUUUCCAGAGAUGCUUUCUCUGCUAGCUCGCUUAUGGCAUUCCUCCACCUUUCCCUGAGACGCUCUUAAGAAUUCUGAUCGAAGUGGACAUGCCGCAUUCAUUCAUCACCUGCAUUUUUUUUAUAUAAGAUGCAGUUGAAUUGGUUAUAAGAAGACAACAGGAGGUACUGGGUGCUGCUGCACUCCAUUUUCCCUGGCCGUGAAAAGGCCUUUUUUCCUUCCAGCUUAGAUAGCUAUGCUGCUGUCCAAGAAGAAGUCUGCAGCUUUUCUGUAAGAACCAACUUCUCCCUUGUUGGGGGUGACUAGUUAAUUUCUCCCUUACUGCAGUAAUGAAAGGUGCAAGAGACCACAAUUUACUUCUGUGUUUGCAAG